This is a messenger RNA of Paramecium sonneborni, 1117 nucleotides long. Lineage: Eukaryota; Ciliophora; Oligohymenophorea; Peniculida; Parameciidae. The record is from the annotation of a GenBank genome assembly.
AUUUUAAUAUAAAUUACUAUUGGUAUGAAUUAAAAGGAGCGUGUUUUUGUAGAUAAGAGCAAUUAAUACGCUGAGAAUGAAUACUUUGUGGGUUAGAAAGAAUCAAGAUUUCAUUCUAAUGAUUAAUAAAUUAUUAUAUAAGUGGAAUCGUAAUUAAGCACUCUGAGUUAUAUUUUUGAUUGGAUAUCAAAUGUAAGACAUUAAAAUUAACAUUUUAAGGAUCAUUUGUAGGAAUUAAGAUCUUAAAUACUCCAUUAGAUAAAGUAAUUAGAUUAGAAUGUAAAGACUAAAUAUAUUACUACUGCAUUAGCUUAUAUUUUAAUCAAAAAUACUAGUGGAAUAAAUGAGACUGAAUGUAUUUAGCAAUUAUUAGUAAGAUAUUUGUUUUAUAUUUUUUAGAAUAAGUUUAAUGUGAAAUCAAGGAAAUUAUUGAAAUAUUUAAGAAUAAUUAAAGAUGAUGGUUAAAGAGAUAUGAAUAAGUUAUUAUAGUAGAUUUAAUACUAUUAAGAGAAAGUGAGAAAGUAUUUAUUUGGAUAAGGAUAAUCAUUAUUGUUAAAAUUGAAGAAACCAAAAUAAACAUAUACAUAAUUGAUAGAAGAAAUUCUUGAGAUAAAUAAAUCACUAAUGAUAAGGAUAUUCUCUUUACAAUUAGUGAAAUAAUUUUGUGUAAGCAAACGACCAAGCAGAUUAGUGAUAAAUUUGGGUUACUUUGCAUUUUAAGUUUAAUAAAUAUAUAUAUUGCCUGGAGAAUAUGCUAGAAUUUUUAGAAUAUCAAUAAAUUCUUUACGUCAUUUCUCAAAAGGAUUAAUUAAUCUUUUAUAUUAAUUUGUAUUGAGAAUAACUGGGUAAGGAAUUGAGGGUUAAUUAAAAUUUUAUGAAAGAAGUCCUUAAAUUUCACAAACUAUAAUGAAUGAAGGAGAAUUUAAGAAAUCACCAGAAGAUACAAGUAUAUCAGAACCGAGCAUUGAAAUAGAAGGAUAUAAAUUACUUAUCAUUAGAAAACUGAUUAAUGAAUUCAGCACAUAUUAAUUUUUAUUUGUUGACACAGAAGAAGAAGAUGAAUUAUUCAACGAGUGUUAAGAAAUCUUGAACUAUUCUGUCAAUUUAAAAGAGUGAU